This is a messenger RNA of Daphnia carinata, 1333 nucleotides long. Its product is annotated as contactin-associated protein-like 4. Gene Ontology annotation, molecular function: extracellular matrix structural constituent. Lineage: Eukaryota; Metazoa; Arthropoda; Branchiopoda; Diplostraca; Daphniidae. The transcript is spliced from 6 exons. Bases 39 to 1115 code for a protein of 358 amino acids. The record is from RefSeq and is a predicted model, not a curated record.
GCACUUACAGGACAAGUUCAGACAUCGAAACACACACGAUGGAACGUCUUCUCGCGAUUCUAAUCGCGUUAACGGUGGCAAACGCUUUAACCACGGAAUUGGAUCAAGUGCGGCAAUUGCAAGAGAAUUUCGAGAUUUUGACAGCGAAAUUUCGACAGCUCGAAACGAAAUUGCAGGAACAAGAAUCGAUUUUAAAGCUAUUGGAAAGUGCCAAGCUCGGCAUCAAGGAUUCUGAACAUCCACCGCCAGGCCAUAAGGCUUUGCCACGUACCUGUUUAACAGCCAGAGUGGCCAAUCCUCUCCUAACGUCCGGCUUGUAUUGGAUCGAUCCGGACGGUCCCGCAUUCGGAGAAGAACCCAUCCGCGUCUAUUGCAACAUGAACACUGGUUGGACAGAAGUUGUACACGAUAGUGAAUCACCUAUGAAUUCAGGGCAUUGUACUAGUCCCGGCUGUUACAGCCGAAAUGUGAAUUACAAUGCAACCCUAAGGCAAAUGGCAGCGUUGGCCGAACUCUCCAAUGAGUGUUCACAGUCGAUCAAGUACGAUUGCGUUUCUUCGCCAUUGGAGCGAAAUGGUAUUUCGUACGCCUGGUGGAACGAUCGCAAUGGAAACCCUCAGUAUUUCUGGUCUGGCAGCAAUUCGAGGGUUCACGUUUGCCAGUGCGGCAUUGAGCAGUCGUGUUUCGAGAAUGAUGUCCGAUGCAACUGCGAUUCCGACGUUAAGCUUUCACUAGCUGACCAUGGUGCUAUCCUCAGGAAGGAAUUGCUACCGGUGACCCGUUUGAAUUUCGGGAGGACUCAGCAUCCUAAUUCUACUGGUAUUCACACGCUCGGGAGGCUUGUGUGUGACGGCCGAUUGGCCGUUGUAAACAAAGGUUUGCCAACUUCCUGCGCAGAUUUAUGGCGAAAUGGAUUUUUUACUAGUGGACUGUACUCAAUCAAGGGCAACAAACAAUUCGAAAAAGUCUAUUGCGACUUCAACAAAUUGCCUAGUGAACCAGAUUUUCAAACAUGGGUCGGCUAUGAAGAUGUCAAAUCCCAUCCGAUACCAAUUGCAUCGUCCAAGGCGACUGUAGGCCGUGCUAUCACUUCUCCUACAAGGCAUAAUCAAUAACGAACUAAUGAAAAGUAUAUUGCUAUUAAAUGAAGUGUUUUUCUUCACUUAAAAAACAACUGCUGAGCGGUAGCGUGAUACAGCGCAAUUAUUCGGUGUAUUUCAUAAACGGCUAGCUUGUUGAGAUAAUGAAUCAUGUACUCGUAAUCAGCGUUUAAUUUUAGGCAUAUUGUGUGAUUUUCAAUCAAUUCUAAGAUGUGUCAUGAUUUGCAGAUUCC